CUUUGGUAUAAAAACGUGCAAAAAGCAUCUCUGGGAUUUCCCCCCUGCUGCAUAAAUAUUGCAAAAAGUGCCACCAGGCUGCCCUUUCAGUAAAAUUAGUAUAUAAGUAUAAACAUAUAUCUCUAGGACAUCUGAAAGGCCAUGGCAGGAGUACAGUUCCUUAAAGCCAAACAGACCCCACUGGUUUCCAUGAUAAAAGUCCAUUUGUACAGCAGAAUUAUACCAAGUCACAGUCUGGUUAAGAAAACAUUUUUGGACCACUUCUCCACUUACAUUAAUGAAAAAAUGAUAUGAGGAGAGCGCUUGGAGUCCUUUGCAUCUGCAGUUUACGUCAUGCAUAAAUAAAGAGAACAGUAUUUAGGGCCUGAGCACUGAGGAUGCAAGAGCCCUACUGGAAUGUAAGCAAUUAUUUUUUUCGGGCCUCAACGUCCCUGAAAACUCAUCCUUUUUUGCACACAUAUCAGGCAGGUGUGGAAUGUAGAUAUUGUAAUAGUUCUCACAAUAAAGAAAUUGUGCUCAACAGCACCCUCUAGAGUUUGCAAGUCUCAUUUGCAAGAGUGUCCUGGCCAAGACAGGCAGCAGUACAUUAACAAUUUUUUCUUGUAGCAGAUUCCAGUCUGCAGGAGCAGCAUAUCUAAAACUUCUUUUGCUCAUUUCAAGAUGAACUUUGGGGACGGCUAGAUUUUGUGUCAAAGGCCAUAGCUUCCAGAACUUUUAACGUGAAUACAAUUACACAAGUAUAGUGGAAGCAGGCAAAGUACAGCCUUGUAAAUCAGAAUGUACCAAUGGGUCAGUCUAUGCAUGCUUAGAGAGGGCCACCCAACUUGCUCAUACAGUGUACAAUGAUGAGUUAGAGCCUUGAGGUUUGUUAUGAACCUUAGAGCUCCAUAAUAAACAGUAUCCAAAGAUUUAAGGCUUUGAGCAGAUGUUUUAUACAUGCAUGUUUAAAACGUCACCAUAAUCAAUCAGAGGCAUGAAAGCAGCAGCAACAAGAUGCUUUUCUUGCAGCAAAAGAAAAACAAGAACUAUUUCUGAAGUAAAAGCUCAGCCGCAACCUAAGCUUCUUACAAGCUGCUCAAUAUGGAGCUUAAAAGACAGAGAGUCAUCUAUCACAAACCCAAGGUAUUUAUAAGAAGGUACAGACUCAAUCACGUCACCCUGAGCUGUAACAAUAGACGGCAGGACCUGUGACCUGCAUCCUGCAGAAGACAAAGGGCUUGAUUCUGUGUGGGGGCCAAGCAAUAAAUAACAGUAUUGUCCGCAUAUAAAUGAAAAUUUGCAUUGGGAACAUUAUGACAGAUACUGUCAAUAUACAGAGUAAAUAAAAGCCUUGUGGUACACCAUUUAAGACAUUAAGGUACUCAGAGGUUAAGCCCCCAGCUUUCACACACUAAGAUCUGUUUGUCAAGUAAUUGCCAAACCACGAGACUGAGUGCUCAGACGGACCAAUACUCUGGAGUCUUCAUCAUUUUUCUUCCGCUUAUCUGGGUCUAGGACAUGGGGGCAGCAGUUUCAGGAGAGAAGCCCAGAUGGCUCUCACCUCAGUCACUUCCACCAGCUCCUCUGGGGGGAUUCCCAGGCGCUCCCAGGCCAGGCGAGAGAUAUAAUCCCUCCUUGGGACAUGUCUAGAACACCUCUAAUGGGAGGCAUCCAGAAGGCAUCCUAACCAGAUACCCAAGCCACCUCAGCUGCCUCCCCUCGACCUGGAGGAGCAGCGGUUCUACUCUGAUCGCCUCCCGAGUGCCCAAGCUCCUUACCCUAUCUCUAAGGCUGAGCCCGGCCACACUGAAAAGGAAAGCCAUUUCGGCCGCUUGUAUCUGCGCUCUUGUUCUUUCAGUCAUUACCCAAAGUUCAUGACCAUAGGUGAGGAUCCGCACGUAGAUUGACUGGUAAAUUGAGAGUCUCGCCUUACGGCUCAACUCUUUCUUCACCACGACAGAUCAGUUAAGCGUCCGCAUCACUACUGAUACUGCUCCAAUCCACCUGUCGAUCUCCUACUCCAUCCUACCCUCACUUGUGAACAAGAUCCCAAAAUACUUAAACUCCUCCACUUGAGGCAGGACCUCCCCUCUGACCUGCAGAAGGCAAUCUACUUUUUUCCGACUGAGGGCCAUGGCUUCAGACUUGGAGGUGCUGAUUCACAUCCCAGCUGCUUCACAAUUGGCUGCGAACCGCCCCAGCAAGAGCUGCAGGUCACUUCUUGACAAAGAAGAACCACAUCAUUCGCAAAAAGCAGCUACGCGAUCCUCUGCCUGCCGAACUGGACAUCCUCCAUCCCCCGGCUGCGCCCAGAAAUUUUGUCCAUAAAGGUUAUGAACAAAACGGGUGACAAAGAGCAGCCCUGGCGGAGUCCAACUCUCAUCGGAAAUGAAUCUGACUUACAACUGGCUACACGGACCAAGCUCAUGCUCCUUUGAUAACGGGAUUGGACGACCCUUAUCCACCCCGUACUCCCGGAGGACCCCCACAUGAUUCCCUUAGGGACACGAUCGUAGGCCUCCUCUCUAAGUCCACAAAACACAUUUGGACUGGUUGGGCAAACUCCCAUCUCCCCUCAAGAACCUGAGCAAGGGUGAAGAGUUGAUCUGUAGUUCCGCAACCUCCUCGAUCCGUGGUUCAACUAUCAAUUGGACCCUCUUUUUCAGCACCCUGGUGUAAGCUUUUCCAGGGAGGCUGAGGAGCGUGAUCCCCUAUUAGUUGGAACACACCCUCUUGUCCUCCUUCUUAAAGAUAGGGACCACCAACCCGGUCUGCCAAUCCAAUGGCACUGCCCCCAAUUUUCAUGCAAUUUUGUAGAGGCGCAUCAGCCAGGACAGCCCCACCACAUCCAGAGCCUUCAGAUACCCUGGGUGGAUCCUUUGCCACGGAGUUGUUUUACUACCUCUGCGACUUCUACCCCAGUGAUUGGACGAUCCACCUCCAGGUCCUCAAAUUCUGUUUCCCCUUGGGAAUGCAUGACGGUUGCCAUGAAGUUGCCAUCUGCCACCCCUGAGGUGCCAUACAGUGUGCCAUAAUCUUUUUGGAGCUGACCGAAAGUCUUCCUCCAUGGCCUCACCAAACUCUGCAACUGCCCCAGCCAUGGACCGCUUAGCCAACCAGUACCGUUCAGCUGUUUCUGGAAAUCCACAGACCAACCAUGACCUGUACGCCUCCUUCUUCAGCCUGACGACUCCCCUCACCUCUGGUGUCCACCAUCGGUUCAGGGAUUAUGGUCAACAGUGUCGAAAGCCUUGGACAAAUAAAUAAAAAGAGCUGCACAAUGUUCCUUUAUACCCAAAGAAUUCAUAAAAAAUUAAUGACCACUUUAAGAGCAGCUGUGGUUGUGCUGUGUUUUUUCCUAAAACCCGACUGAUAUUCUGCUAAAAUUGUAUCAGAAAUUAAAAACAUGUAUGUAUGUAUCAUGCCAAGACCUACAAAAAGUAUCUUUCUUUCCCACUCUCAACCUAACAGGAAGUCAAUUUCACUUGAAAGUCUAGUUUGGACCAGUUUUAGAGGAUUUUCAGGGCGUCUAUUUGCGUGCAUUUUGGGAUGGACGUGUUCUGGUGGGGUUAUAAGGGACUAAGAGUUCUUUAAAAUAUGAUGGUGCCUAACCGUGAAGAACUUUGUGGGGGGCAGAGGAGGAAUUUUAAACUCUGCCCUAAAUUUAAAUGGAAGCCAGUGUACAUGUGCUCUCUUCUCCUGGUUCUGGUUGGUUCUCAGGCAGGUGCAAGCACUGGUGACCACUGUAACUAGUGUGGUCUUGAUAAGGCAGUCAGCAAAAACACAUUCACAGACAUCACAAACACUGUCCACCCCAAACCAACUCUGACUGACCUUCACAGUAAAAACUAGUCAUCUUGUUUUCCUGCUCUUGCUCUUCAGAAACAUCGCUUCUUAAUACACGGAAUAACAAAGGGGAAAUUACACAAUUUCCUUUACAGUGUGAAGUGAGAAACGAAGAUCACACUGUGAAUGAUUAGGCUGUUAUUAAGGACAUGUCCACUGGUAAAGGAAAAAAAUAAAACUUAUCUAUGUGUGUCGUAAAGUUUUGUACCUUCAAACAUUAAAAACAAAAUGACUAAUUUCCACCCCCAGCCCCACUGGCAGGUUGAUGUUAAACAUAAAAGCACAGAAGAAGCUAAAGUGAUGUAAGUGUGAGUCUGAGGGUAACAGGAUGAGCUGGGUGGAGAAGGAGGCUGUUCUUCGAGUCAUUUUGAACAAGUCAUUUAACCACGAAGAGGAAACUGCACCAUCAGAUAUCAUCGCAGUCAGACCUGAACAGGUACAAAGUCUCAGCAGAAUGGCUCUACUGGAUUUCAUGUUUAUUCUUCUGCUUCUGUUUGAAGGUAAACUGGUGUCUCUUUGUGUAUUUGCCAAAAUUUAACUGAAUGUGAUAUUUUUAUAACUCAAACAUGGAGGCCACUGAAACUCCAGUGACCUCUCUGCUCUUUAAAAUGAACCAUCAGUCACUUUCUCCAUCACCACAUCACUUUUUUAAAUGUAGGCAGUUGUUGAAUGAAAAAAAAAAAAAAGAUUUCCAGAGAGAUGCUGGUAUGUUUGCCGUGCUCUUAUAUUCAGUGCCUCUUUUCUUUGCAGUGGCCAGCAGUCGAAAAGAAAUCCAUCGUGUCUACCAGCCUGGACAGGAUGUGAUCCUACCCUGUGAUUCUUAUUCAUCUCGUGGACCUCAGUGCUCAAACAUAGAAUGGCUUUACAACAAAGAUUCAUCAGGAACUAUAAAUGUGGUCAGCAAUGGUAAAGUUGACCAGAGUUCACGGCGAGCUGCUCGAAUGAAUGUGAACACAAACUGCUCUUUAGUAAUAAGACAGACCACUGCUGAGGAUUUUGGUCUCUACACGUGUCGGCCAUUUGAUAAUGAUCAUCGUUUUGAUGUACGUGUGUAUCUCAGCCAUCUGAACAGUAAGUUUCAUAUUUACUGUCAUUAACUUUGUGCUCUGAGUCCAUCAAGUUGUGAAAAGUCUAUAUUUUUAGUCUCUAUUACUUGUUUUGUAAAUGAAAAAUCCUGUUUGCUGUGCUCUUAUAUUCAGUUCCUCUUUUCUUUGCAGUGGGCAGCAGUCAAAAAGAAAUCCAUCGUUUCUACCAGCCUGGACAGUAUGUGACCUUACCCUGUGAUUCUUAUUCAUCUCGUGGACCUCAGUGCUCAGACAUAGGAUGGCUUUACAACAGAGAUUCAUCAGGAACUAAAAAUGUGGUCAGCAAUGGUAAAGUUGACAGGAGUUCACGGCGAGCUGCUCGACUGAAUGUGAACACAAACUGCUCUUUAGUCAUUAGACAGACCACUGCUGAGGAUGUUGGUCUCUACACGUGCCGGCCAUUUGAUAAUGAUGAGCGUUUUGAUGUACGUGUGUAUCUCAGCCAUCUGAACAGUAAGUCUCAUAUUUACUGUCAUUAACUUUGUGCUCUGAGUCCAUCAAGUUGUGAAAAGUCUAUAUUUUUAGUAUUUCUUACUCAGUUUGUUGUUUUGUGAAUGAAAAAUCCUCAUUUUGUUGUUAGUUGAACAAUGACAACAAAAGACACAGAAACACAUCAGGGUCUUGAAAAUAAUUGACAAACUUACAGCAGAUGUCAAACUUUUCUUUUAACUCAGUAUUUUCUUUGCUUUUCUUUCAGUCUUGUCUUUAGUUCAAACGAGGGAUGAUGAAGUUACGUUAGAGUGCUCUCUGCUGAGGUAUGAACGUCUCCCAGAGUGUCGACCAAAUGCUCUCCGCUGGGUGGACGAUACAGGAACAGAGCUGAGGGAAGGUGUGUCAAAGCUGAACAGAGGAACCGACUGUUUUUACCGCCUGACUGUGAAGCGUCAGAGCGGCAACAACAGGAGAUAUGUCUGUCAGUAUGUUAACAAGGAAAACCAUGUGGCGAUACAGGCCGAGUACACACCUGUCUUCACAGGUAGGACCACUUCAGGUCAGUGACCAACAACACAUGUAUGCAUGUUUAUCCUUUAAGUUGACUCGAAUCCAUGAAAUAGUCAUUGGAUAAUUAAUGUCAAGAAACAAAUGAACAAAAUAUGCUAUUAUUAAAAUAAAGUCCUCUGACCACAGACCCUGAUUCCGGAACUAUACCUAGGAUCACUUCAGGUCAGUGAAAGUCUAAUUUAAAAAAAGAUAUAAUGACUUAAUUUGACCUUAAACAUUCAAACACCAACACAUGACCACAUGUAAAUGUCACUUUUUAGACUUAUGUUGAUUUGUUUAUUCUCUUAAAAAGACAGAACUUUGAUUAGAAACCAUAUUAAUGUUUUAUGGUGUUUUCAUAAGCAAAACAAAAACAGACAAACAAAACAACAACAACAACAACAACAACAAAAAACAACUUCAUAAGUCUUCUUCCAUUUUCCUAAUAGGUACAUUAACCACCCAGGAACAAACCUUCACCACACCAGGCAAACCGAUUUCAUCCACAGGGGGAACCAGAGUUAACACAAAGAGUACGUUUUCAGAAGCUGCUUUGAACUUGUUGUAAUAACUAUAUUGACAUUUUCUAGGACUUUUUGUGAAGUUAAAGUUUUUUUGUUUUUUUUUUAAGCCCCAGCUUCAACAGAGUCCUCUGAGUGCCGUCCUCUGAGCUACAUCAUGCUGACUCUGAGAGUGUUAGAGCUGAUCUGUAUAAGCAUAAUCACUGUUAAGGUGUACAGACUGAGAGGUGAGAAAAAAACACCAUCCUUUAAUAGAACUAGAUCAUCUAAAUCAGAUGUGGCACAUGUGAGACACUUUUGAUCAUUUUCUCCUCAGGGAGCAUCAAACCGCUGAGGAAGGACAGCAGUGUGAGUGUAAUGUACCAGCUCAUGGAGUGACUUUGCUUCUGCUGUGAACUUAGACCCGACAGCGGUCGCUCUUUAAACUCUUCUUUUCUGUUUUUUACAGGAGCAUGACGUCAUUGAAUUAAACUAUGAAAACAUAGAAGAACAUCCGUCUGCUGCUGCUCGACACUGAUCAGCUUCAACUCCAACUUUAACCCACUUCAAAGAUCCGCCUGUUUUGUUCCAUGAUUCACAGAGGAUGAACCCUCAUUGACACUGUCAUAAACCAGACUGUAAAGAGAUUUUUCAUCCUGUGCUCUCAGCAGUCUUACACUUCUUUAUUUAACUGUUAAUUGAGAUAUUUCAUUGAAAUUUUGUAGAUAUACCCAGAGGAUAAACCCUAAUAGACAAAUUCUUAAACGUGACUUUUACUCCAAGCUGUGAGGACUUUUCCACUCUUUUCUCCAUUAAAAAAAU
This is a messenger RNA of Xyrichtys novacula (pearly razorfish), 7213 nucleotides long. Lineage: Eukaryota; Metazoa; Chordata; Actinopteri; Labriformes; Labridae. The record is from the annotation of a GenBank genome assembly.